CUGAUUCUUUUGCCACAAAUCACCAUGUCUGCCAACCUCAAUCCAUCUCCCGAGUUUCUCUCUGGACUGCGUGCUCUGUACCAUACCAACACCAACCUUUCUGAUCUUUCACCGAAGGAAAAUGCAGACAGCCCCUGGUACAUGGCUGCCGCUAUCGCGUUCGCCGCAGCCAACCGGCCGAAUGCUGUGCCUGUCGUGUUUGAAUACGCGUUGACCACCGUGCCAAAGGAGGAACAUGCACUUCGGCUCCAGAUCGCGAGGAAGGUGAGGGAUGGAGUGUUCAAGGCGGGGAUGAUUUGUGGGUUUCCUAGGGUCAUAAAUGCCCUCGCAUCGUUGCACAAGGCUACGCCAGAGGAGCUGAAAGACAAGGAGACUCUUAGGGAUCGAUCAAUGUCUGUUGAGCAAGCUACCAAACAGGGGCAGGCCUACUUCGAGUCAACGUACGGUGAUACAACUGCGAAGACACAGUCCUUCCUCUGGGACAUAUUUCCUGACCUCGAGUACUACGUCACGUCCUUUGCGUAUGGGUUUGGUUAUGCGCACAACUCUGCGACGUCUCCUAUCGAGACUUCUUAUGCAAUGAUAUCUGCGCUCAUCGCGACCGACAUGCCUACCCAGAUUGCGUGGCAUCUGGCGGGCGCGGUGCGCAAUGGUGCGACGCCAGGGGAGGUCAGGGGCAUUCGUAACAUUGCGAUGACAGUCUCGAAAGAAGUUGGGGUGGUUUGGAAAGAUGAAGUCCCUGACGUGAAGGAUGAAGGGUCUGUGCUUCUUGAUCAUUGAAGCGACCCAAAUCAAUACUGUAUGUUAGAUGUGGAACAAAACUGUACAACUUGAAGUGUUCCGUUGUAAUCUUUGAUGUGGCUGUGCAAUGACAUCGCCUGCCCAGCUGCGGCUCAGGGCAUCGCUUGGGGUAUCGCGUAACCAG
Molecule: messenger RNA, 925 nt
Organism: Coniophora puteana RWD-64-598 SS2
Lineage: Eukaryota; Fungi; Basidiomycota; Agaricomycetes; Boletales; Coniophoraceae
Exons: 4
Coding region: 25-780 (251 amino acids)
Source: RefSeq, a predicted model, not a curated record